This is a messenger RNA of Malaya genurostris, 2476 nucleotides long. Its product is annotated as zinc finger protein OZF-like. NCBI's taxonomy places the organism in Eukaryota, Metazoa, Arthropoda, Insecta, Diptera, Culicidae. The record is from RefSeq and is a predicted model, not a curated record. The transcript has 3 exons. Gene Ontology annotation, cellular component: nucleus. The coding region runs from base 597 to 2183 and encodes 528 amino acids.
GACACUAGCACGCGUUUUUCGGCGGGCUCAGUAAAAAAGUGAGUUUGUGAGAAUAGUUAUUGUGCUUCAAUGAAUCUAUCGGUAGUUGCAUAAUUGAACCGUUUUAGACAUACUAUAUCGGUGAAUAAUCAAUUUCGUGCUAAGUCUACGCCAAUUGUGGGUGUUAUAUACCAAAGAAAAAGCAUAAUCCCUACUCAUUCAUAUUCAGCUCGCUGUGCGGACGACGUGAUGGUAUUACAAAUUGGAUGAAAUGUCUAUUAUAUAGGUGUGCAAUAUAAAAAUAAUAUAAACGAGCAAGUGUAUAUACCGGGUCUGUUGGCCAAAUUCAUGAUGGAAGCUCAUACAGGGGCGUGAUUUAAUUCGAACUACCAUUAUCGUACCCUAGAAGACCGAACAUAGCCGACUGUGGGCGGCAAUAGGUUGAACAGCAAAAGAUCCUCCCGGUUUAAAGGUCGAACAAGCAACAGACGGAUUUUCAACAAAGCGCGGCCUCAGUAACCUGUGAUCAACGAUUUUCAGUUUAGGUCGUGCGUAUCGGAAAAAAAUAUUGUAUUGCCUGCAAUCGUGCGAAGUCGUCGUUACUUUGAACGUGAACCAUGAACACCCUGUACCUCGUGUACGUGCCACAUACGGUCGAGUAUACACCUGCUGUCCAGUUUUCUACGCUCGAGUAUGCCACGGUGGAAAUCGUUAACGACAUCCGCAGUUCUAUGGGCGAUGACGAUCCUGUUGCGCCCGUCGAUCCCAUCGAUGGGAAUGCGGUCCAACAGCUGAAAUUGGCGAAGAGAAGGCACCGAAUGAAUACUUGCUUGAGUAAACCGACACUUGCAGAUUGUGGAGAAAGUCGUGUGGAUUUGAUGAUGGCCCAGAACUGGCUUGUCAAAGAUAGUUUCAUCACCACUGUUGAGACGGCCGCUUCUCACCAGAACAUAGAACUGCCACUACAUAAUUUAUAUCCACCGCUCGAGUCCUUCUGUUCGGAGCGCAUGUCAAAAAUCAACCCGGAUACGAUAAUAGAAGACUCUAUCUCGAGUAUCGAUGAAGGAAUAGGACUCAGCGCAACGGAUGAUUCCGGCGACGAUCAAAGUCUUCCCGAUAACAACAACAACAACAAGAGUGACACUCACAAUGACAAUAGCGAUUACCAUGGCCACGUGGUAGUCGAUUACAACGACAAUGACGACGACGAGGAGGAGGAAGAAACGGGCACCGUUGGAAGGGACAUUAAUUCAUCGCUUAUCAAGAACAAGAAAAAGCGGAAGGCUAGCUGCCAUAAAUCAUACAAAUGCGAAAUCUGUGAGGAGCUGUUUUCGAAGAAAAAACUGCUCCGGGAGCAUCUCGUUCUGCAACAUCCGGGGCAGAACUCGAACCGGUGUCACAUCUGCGGUAAGACGUUCAAGCUCCGGUCCAAUUUACGGCAGCAUUCGAGAAUCCACACUGGCGAGCGUCCGUUCCGAUGCGACAUCUGUGGGAAAACUUUCGUACAGGGAAGCGCGUUGACCGUACACAAAGAGCUCCACAAGGACAAAAAAGAGUACAAAUGUGAUGUGUGUAAAAAAGACUUCAAGUCAAAGUUUGCGUUCAAAAAGCACGAAAAAGUGCACAAAGGACUGAGGCCGUUUAUCUGUGAUGUAUGUGGGAAAUCGUUUACCCAAUCGUGCAAUCUUAAAGCUCACCUCCAACUCCACAGUGGAAAUCAUGCCUUCAAAUGUUCCACCUGUUUCAAAACAUUUCGUUUCAAAUCGCACUACGAGGACCAUUUAAUGACUCACACUAAGGACAAACAGUAUUCUUGUGCGAAAUGCGGACGCAAUUUUGCCUAUAAAAACUCCUACCAGCGUCAUAUGCAACACAUUCAUCGAGACGAGGCUCAGCAUCAGUGUAAUAUUUGUAGUAAAACUUUUGUUAAACUAAGCCACCUAACGUUCCACAAAAAGUCCCACCGCAAGGGUAGCUCGUUAAUAUGUGAAAUUUGCGGUUUGUUGUUCGGGAAGGAAAGUGCUCUAGCAAAUCACAACCAAACCGUGCAUCGGAACGUGGAGUUGAGGCCCUUUAAAUGUGUCAUAUGUAGCAAAUCCUUCGAGGAGGAAUACGAACUGACAACACACUUCAAACUGCACGAAGCCGACGACUGUCCCUUCCAGUGCGGGAUGUGUGGAAUUUUGAACCUUAGUCAGGCAUAAUUAGCAAAGGGAUACAGUUUUACACGCGCCCUCGUACUUUAUGCAUUCCUAGAUAAGCAAAAGGAAAAGUGUUGUGAUAUGUAUAAUAAAUAUAUAGGACUCUUGUGUUAUACACCAUUUAGAUUAGGAUAAGAUUAGUUUUAAUUAUGCGUUCCCGAAAAGAUCCCCAAGCAGCGAAUCUCUAUUGAAAGGAAACACAAGACAAAGAGUUGGAAAAUUCAGCUCUUGCGAGGCAAUAAUUUCAUAAAUUUAAAUUACAAUAAAAACCAUAUUAGUCAUAUCUGGAACCCGUA